Messenger RNA from Microcebus murinus (gray mouse lemur), 1715 nucleotides. The record is from RefSeq and is a predicted model, not a curated record. NCBI's taxonomy places the organism in Eukaryota, Metazoa, Chordata, Mammalia, Primates, Cheirogaleidae.
CGGGGCUGAAACCCGGAGAGCAGCGGGAGGACAGGAAGGGAACAUCAAGGGAAACUGGAGGGUUUGAGAUUAACAUUUGGGAAGGGCUGAUGGGAUGGGAUUAGAAUUUCAGAACAAACUGGGGGGCAGGGAGAGGCGGGGAGGAGGUGGGAUCUGGGGCCGAGUUGGGGAUAAUUCCACUAGGGCACUGGGAGCGCAGGAACAACGUAGGGACCAGGGUGGGCUGUGGAUGGGACGCCCUUGCGGAAUUGGAGAGGCCGAGUGGACCCAGGGCGGGUGUGGUUGGGGAAAGGACCUAAAUGGAGCCUCUCCUGAGAGAGGCGGCGGGGACAGGACUUGCAGGGUAGACCCCGCGCGAAGACAGAAUUAAAGGGAAAACGGGCCAGGACCGGACUCUGGGGACAGACUGUGGGCGGAGAUGGAACGGUCAGCCUCCUGGGGCCUGCAGUGCAUGCGGUGUGAGAGCAGCGGGCAUUGCCAGGUGGAGGAGUGCGCCCCGGGCCAGGACCUCUGCAGGACCACGGUCAUGCGCAUAAGCGAAGGUGGGCUCCAGCACGACGGGAAACAAGAGGAUGAGCUGGAGGUGGUGGAGAGAGGCUGUGCCUACCCAGAGAAGACCAACAGGACCAUGAGCUAUCGGACUGGUUUGCAGAUCAUCACCCUUACAGAGACCGUGUGUGGGGCAGACUUUUGCAACCGGCCCAGACCUGGCCGCCGCGCUCCCUCCUUUCCCCGAAGCCGUUCCCUUGAAUGUGUUUCCUGCGCCUCAUCAGACAUGAGCUGCGAGAGGGGCCGGGAACAGAGCCUCCAGUGCCGCAGCCCUAAAGAACAGUGCCUGGAGGUGGUGACCUACCGGAGCCUUGAAGGGGAUCUAAAUGAUGAGCAACACACCCGCGGCUGUGGCCACCUUCCUGGAUGCCCAGGCCCCACCGGCUUCCACAACAACCACACCUUUCACUUUCUGCAGUGCUGCAACACCACCAAAUGCAACGGGGGCCCAGUCAUGGAGCUUCAAAACCUGCCACUGAACGGCUUCCAGUGUUACAGCUGUGAGGGGAACAGCACCCAUGGGUGUUCCGCUGAAGAGACUUCCCUCAUCGACUGCCGAGGCCCCAUGAAUCAAUGUCUGGAAGCCACUGGCACUAAUGGGCCGGGGACCCCAAGCUACACAGUAAGAGGCUGUGGGACAGAUUCAUGGUGCCAGCGCGUCCACGUGGCUGAUGCCUUCAGCCUGACCCAUCUCAAUGUCACGUGCUGUAAUGGAAGUGGCUGUAACCACCCUGCUCGGGAUGUCCAGCACCGCAGAGGGGGUGCCCCUCGGCCUGGCCCUGCCCACCUCAGCCUCACUGUCACCCUGCUUAUGACCGCCAGACUGUGGGGGGGCACUCUCCUCUGGACCUGAACCCAACCCCCCAAUCUCUAGCCCGGCUGGAUCCGGGGGACUCCUUUGCCCUUCCCUCAGCUCUCAGCCCUGCAAACUUGCUGUGUGACCUCAAGCCAGUGUGCCAACCUCUCUGGGCCUCAGUUUUCCCAAUCGUCAAAUACCUAUCUCAUCGAGUUGUUAUGAGAACCAGAGAAGAGAAGCUGGAGAAAAGCUGUGGGCCAGCAGGAAAGCUGUUGUUAUGAAUAAUGUUGCCGCUAUUGUUAUUAUUAAUUAAUAUUCAUAUUAUUUAUUUUAUACUUAAAUAAAGAUUUUUUUAUACUUAACGCUUUUU